GGUGCCGAUCAUGGACGCACACAGGUAGGGGGCACCACCCAGCCAAAACGGGCCUGCCUGAAGCCCCAUGCAGGCCGUGCCCCCGCCCCGUGUGAGAGGCGCCCUCGGUCCCCAUCCAGCCCUGAGCUCCAGGCUGCUGCACAGGGGCCCAGAGCUGUGGUCUGGGUGUCACAAACCGGAGGCAGAAGCUGCGGGCCCCAGGCGCACAUGGACCAGAGAAGGGGGCCGCCUGCCUGCCAGCUGCACGGAGAUGGGACCACACCCACUCGAGAGACUACAAAAGCGUAACCACAGCCUUGGGGCCGCAGAGCAGCGAGCGGCCCAGCCGGAGUCUCCGAGGCCCCAGCCAUCCCAGAUGGGUGAAGCUGGGGCGCCCGCCGCCGCCGCCGCCGCCGUCCCCGUCCCCGUCCCCGCGAACGGGAGCGGCUCUGAGGGCUGCAGCACGGAGAGGAGCGUCCUGUCCCAGGCGGCCACCAGCGUCUCCAUCUAUGUCAUCUUGGCUAUGGGGCUGCCGCUCAACGGCCUGGGGCUCUGGGUGUUCUGGUGCCGCCUGCGCAGGUGGACCGAGACCCGCGUCUACAUGGCCAACCUGGUGGCGGCCGACUGCCUGCUGCUGCUGAGCCUGCCGGGAGUCCUGCACACGCUGGGCCAGGCGGCGGGGGCCCAGGAGGGCGUCCUGUGCAGGGUCGUGCAGAGCUUCUACUACGUCAACACCUACAUGAGCAUAUGCCUCAUCACGGCCAUCGCCACCGACCGCUACGCCGCCCUGCGCUUUCCGCUGCGGUCUCGCGCCUGGCGCAGCCCCCGCCAGGCCGCCCUCACCUGCCUGGCCCUCUGGCUGCUGGUGUGCGGGGCCGUGGCCCUGCCGGCGUCCUGGCUGCGCGCGGGGGAGGGCUUCUGCUUCGGCCGGGGCCGCACCCGGGGCCCCGGGACCCUGGCCUUCUCGCUGCUGCUCUUCCUCCUCCCGCUGCUGGUCCUCGGCUUCUGCUCCUGGCAGGUGCUCCGGCACCUGACCCGCAAGCGCGCGCGGUCACCGCCCCAGGAGGCCGCCCACAUCCUCAGAGCCCUGCACGUGGUGGCGGCCAACUUGGCCACCUUCCUGCUCUGUUUCCUCCCACUGCACGUGGCCUUGCUGGCCACGCUGGUGGCCCGGUGGACGGACGCGGCCUGCCCCACUCUCCAGGCGGUGGCCGCCUUCGUGCAGGUGACGUCCCGCGUCGCCAACGCCAACUGCUGCCUGGACGCCGUCAGCUACUAUUUUGUGGCCAAAGAGUUCCAGGAAGAGGUGGGGGCCGUCCUCAGCACGUCCCGGCCUUUCCGGGGACGGAUGCGGGGCGCUCCUACACGUGACCACCCUGACCGGGCCGUCCGGGCGUGGGCGGAUGAGGACAACAGCGCGGGAGAGGCCCCACGCGUGGCCGGGCAGCGCGUGGCGCGGGGAGCCCCGGGCCCCCCCGAGGCGACUCCUCCCCCCUCCGCGGCGUGCGCCAGAAGUAGCCUCACUGCGCACGUGUGACUUUGGAUUUACGGGUCCCGGGGACGUGGACUCUCCCUCAGCAAAUAGAAUUUAACCAAGGCAUUAAAAAAUUGCUACCCCACGGA
Felis catus (domestic cat) is the source of this 1602-nucleotide messenger RNA. Its product is annotated as G-protein coupled receptor 35-like. Gene Ontology annotation, cellular component: membrane. The record is from RefSeq and is a predicted model, not a curated record. The coding region runs from base 68 to 1516 and encodes 482 amino acids. Gene Ontology annotation, molecular function: G protein-coupled receptor activity. Gene Ontology annotation, biological process: positive regulation of Rho protein signal transduction; phospholipase C-activating G protein-coupled receptor signaling pathway. Lineage: Eukaryota; Metazoa; Chordata; Mammalia; Carnivora; Felidae. The transcript has 2 exons.